This is a messenger RNA of Homarus americanus (American lobster), 771 nucleotides long. RefSeq names its product TIR domain-containing adapter molecule 1-like. The record is from RefSeq and is a predicted model, not a curated record. The transcript has 3 exons. The coding region runs from base 1 to 771 and encodes 256 amino acids. NCBI's taxonomy places the organism in Eukaryota, Metazoa, Arthropoda, Malacostraca, Decapoda, Nephropidae.
AUGGUGUACAGCAGAACCCAGGAGACUUGUCGCCCCCGUCAAGACCGUUCCCCCGUCAAGACCGUUCCCCCGUUGAGACCGUUCCCCCGUCGAGACCGUUCCCCUCCGAGACUGUUCCCCGUCGAGACCGUUCCUCGUCAAACUGUUCCCCGUCAAGACUGUUCCCGUUGGACCGUCCCCGUCAAGACCGUUCCCCCGUCAAGACUGUUCCCCGUCAAGACCGUUCCCCCGUCAAGACCGUUCCCCGUCAAGACCGUUCCCGUCAAGACCGUUCCCGUUGAGACUGUUCCCCGUCAAGACUGUUCCCUCAGUGUCUCCGUCAGUAUGUUACGGCCAGCACUAGACAGCCUGCCCCAGUGGACCUGCUCAGCCUGCCCCAGUGGACCUGCUCAGCCUGCCUCCGUGGUUCUGCUCAGCCUGCCCCAGUGGACCUGCUCAGCCUGCCCCAGUGGACCUGCUCAGCCUGCCUCCGUGGUUCUGCUCAGUCUGCUCAAUUCUUCAAGCUCACUCCACCAACAGCUCACUCCACCAACAGCUCACUCCACCAACAGCUCACUCCACCAACAGCUCACUCCACCAACAGCUCACUCCACCAACAGCUCACUCCACCAACAGCUCACUCCACCAACAGCUCACUCCACCAACGACUCCUCCACCAACAGCUCACUCCACCAACAGCUCACUCCACCAACAGCUCACUCCACCUUAGCUCCAUACCAACAGCUCACUCACAACAGCUCAUCGUGGAAAAAACAUCCGAGUAAAAUCUAA